This is a messenger RNA of Lytechinus pictus (painted urchin), 4549 nucleotides long. RefSeq names its product NF-kappa-B inhibitor-interacting Ras-like protein 2. Gene Ontology annotation, molecular function: GTP binding; GTPase activity; GTPase activating protein binding. The record is from RefSeq and is a predicted model, not a curated record. NCBI's taxonomy places the organism in Eukaryota, Metazoa, Echinodermata, Echinoidea, Temnopleuroida, Toxopneustidae. The transcript has 9 exons. The coding region runs from base 745 to 1344 and encodes 199 amino acids. Gene Ontology annotation, biological process: canonical NF-kappaB signal transduction; Ral protein signal transduction.
GGAAGUAAAGCAACAAACGCGGCGACACAAGCAGUGUUUCCACUCUUCCCGAAAUUCGGGAAAUUUCAGGAAAUUUUGACUUUUUCCAGGAAAGGUUCGGGAAAUGAAAAAAUUCCAGGAAAUUUCGGGAAAUCCGAAAAUUACAAUCAAACAACAAUUAAACAUAGCAACUAUUAAUAUUCAUGUUAUAUUUACGUAAUUUUUUUACCUCCAUACGUAGCUCAAAAUUUUCCGCUCGCGAUCCGCGCUCGCAUUCUGUAAUGUCGUUCCCAUUUUUAAAGAGGGCGUGAACACAAAAAAAUCUAAAUUCCAUGAUUUUGGCCACCUGGACCAAAUUUACACUCGCUGUAUUAUUGCCCGAUUUUUGUUUAAAAUCAGAGUUGAAAAUUUCAGGAAAUAUUUAUGAAUUUCAGGAAAUUUGGGAUUCAGUUUCGGGAAAUUUAUUUUGGAGCUGUGGAAACACUGGACACAAGAGUCAAGACAACGUUACUAGUAUACCGUACAUCUCUAUGAGACAAAUAAAGACUGUCGACGCGACUGUCGAAGUUGGGACUCAAACUCACCUCGUUUUAUCUGCAGUCAAGACUAGCCAGGAGGCUCCUAGAGAGUAAAAAUCAUUUAACGUAUGCUAACUCUCCACGGAGCCAGGGAGUCCAUUCCAUUCAUCUGCGUGUACCUAGCCUAGCCCUGGAGGCUCCAGGGGCCCGUUUCUCAACACAUGGACAAACUUGAAACGGAUCAACAAUGGGAAAGACUUGCAAAGUAGUUGUUUGUGGAUCAGCCGGAGUGGGGAAGACGGCAGUAUUAGAACAGGUCAUCUAUGGAACACAUCGCAUUGGACAGGAAACAACAUGCCCAACAAUAGAAGACAUCUAUGUUGCCAACAUUGAAACGAACAGAGGGACCAGAGAACGGGUCCGAUUCUACGACACCAGGGGUUUGACAUCCAGCAACCAAGAUCUCCCAAAGCACUAUCUCAGCAUGGCCGAUGGGUUCUUAUUGGUGUACAGCACGACCAGCCAAGAAUCAUUCAACAUGCUGGAGUAUAUCAAAAAAGAAAUCGAUAAACUGAAAGAUAAAGACAAGAAAGAGAUAUCAGUGGUGAUGAUAGGAAAUAAAGUUGAUCUAAACCAACAGAGACAGGUUGACUUUAGAACGGCCAGUGACUGGGCAGUCAAGGAAAAGAUCCAAUUCUUUGAAGUAACAGUAGCCAACAGGAGCAGUCUCAUUCAGCCGAUCGUCUCGCUAACUUCUAAGCUCACAAUACCUCCAACCAAAUCAACCUUCUCCAUCUCGGUGAGGAAUUUCAAGCCGAAACAGCUGCAAAGCUUUGGCGAUUCCUGAGACCAGUCCCACUCCUUCAUUUUUGGUGUCGCCUCGAAGGAUCAUUCACAAGAGAGAACACUCACAUGUGCAAUGUUAAAUAGGUUAUAGCUUUGUGCAUAUUGUGUUAGUUCUGCCCAGUGUACCUUAAAAGAGAGCUGUGGCGAUUACUGUAAUCAAUCCCACCCCUUCAUUUCGGUGUCGCCUCGAAGGAUUAUUCUCGAGGAAGAACAAUAUCACAGGUGCAAUGUUACAUAUAGCUUGUGCUUCUUGUGGCGAUUCUACCCAGACUACCUAAAGGAGAGCUGUGACGCUUACUGAGAUGAGUCCCACCUCUUCAUUUUGGUGUUGCCUCGAAGGAUCAUUCUCAAGUAAGAACAAUAUCACAGGUGCAAUGUUAUAUAGUUCUGCGCUUCUUGUGUCGAUUCUACCCAGACUUCCUUUAAAGGAAAUAGUGCAUUCUUGCUCAUCAAGAAUUUCAAAGAAGUAAGCUUGCUGGUUUAAUGUACUUCAGAAUUGCAUUUUAUCAGUGUGGUUUAUAUGGAGAUGGAACGCUAUACCAUUCACUGUUAGAAGCAAGUACGUAUGUCUUCUCUGAAGCACGAAGAUUCGUAUGGCUUGGUCACAUAUAAAGGGCGUUGCACUAAAAUGUUUGCAAUCAAUUGCAAAAUUUCUGUAACAAUUUUUGCACUUGAUCAAUUUUAGAUGCAGCAAGUCAGUUUGCAGUCAUUGUUGCCAGAAGAAAAUCAGCGAUCGAUUGAAAUUUGCAAUUGAUUGGAAGAUGAUGUAAUUAAUUUGGGGAUCCUUAAUAGAUUUGCGAUCGAUCGCAGGUUUGUUGAAAUGCUCCAUGAAUCUGGAAGUGGGUCGAUGAUGGGCAUGGACCAUACCAGGGAGGUCCAAGAUCCACAAAAUGGAGACAAAAGUGGUUCUUGUCCAGGGCUUCGUAACGCAAAGAUUAGCGAUCAAUCGCUAAAUGAACUGACCAAUCAAUAUCAAUGUUACACACGCAUUAGGUUUAAAAUACUGACCAGGAGCCAAUCAGUGCCGUUAUUUCUUAUUUGCAAUUCAUCGCAAACCUUUGUGUUGCGGAGCCUUGGUUCCAUGACAUUUGCUCUGGCGACAAUCGCUCCGCUCUAAAUUCCACACUAAUGGAAUGACGAACUUAAACCCUGGGUUUAAGACUUUACCCUACCCUAAACCUAACAUAAAACACUAUUGCAACCCUAACCCUACAUCUUAGAUGAAAUUAAGCCUGGAGCAAUUGUCGCAAGAGCAAAUGAUGUGUCUCCGGUUCAAGAUCUGUAAAAUGGAGACAAAAGCGGUUCUUGUCCUGAUGCUCUGGCAGCAAUCGCUCCUCUCUAAAUUCAACACACUAAUCGAAUGACAAACUUCAAUCCUGGGUUUAACACAUACCCUACUCUAAACCUAACAUAAAACUAUUGCAACCCUAAUCCUGACCCAAUAUCUCAGAUGAAAUUAAGCCAGGAAAAAUUGUCUCAGGAGAAAAUGUUGUGUCACAGUUUUAGAUCCAUAAAAUUGAGACAAAAGUGGUUCUUGUGUAAUUGAACGGCUCUCAAAUAUGGUAAUCUUGAUCUGUUCAACUUGACGCAGGAAUGAAAACCUAGGGGAACUACACCGGUGUCCCGGCCUCCACCUCCAAAAAUCAUCCUAACUAUGAAUAUGUAAUUUGGGCCAUUCCAGACUUAGACUAUCUUAGAAAUUUAGGCUAGUCCAUAUAGACUUAAAGAUAUUGGUGUCAACAUUGUGAGUCAUUUAACCUAAUAGGAAACUUAUUCAAAUCAUGUACUUAUUGGGAAAAUGCUAAAUAAUAUAAUAAUGAUCUGGGUAUUUAUAAUGCACUGCAGACGUACAUGUACAUUUUACCUACCUAAGUUCUUACAGAUUUAUUAUUAUCCCUGUCAUCGGAUUCAAUCAGUCAUUCCUGCACACGAUGUUUGCUCAUGGGGGGGGGGGUAUUCCAGCCACAUUAAAUGUUUGUGUUUAAAAAUUGAUGUUUUUAUAACAGAUGUAUUGAUUGAUUCACAUGUGUGGACAACUUUUUAUGUUUGUUUUUUUAUUUUUCUGGAGGGGGGGGGUUAUGAAAAUAAGGAAAAGCAUCUAAAAAUCUGUCUUUGUCACCAAAAGGAAAAUGGGUUUAGCAGUUCAUAGUCCCCCCCCCCCUUUUACCAAAGGUCACAUUAAGAAAAAUGUUUAAAUGUCAUUCAUGUUUACCUAUUUUACCUAGUUUGCUUGUUGAAAUUUGUCUUAUAUUUUUCACGUUGUUGGUAUGUACACCUGUACAUUCUUUUUUUACAGACUGUAUUCAAAAUAAUAUUAUUCACAUUAUAGGUCUGUUUGGGAUUUGCAUCACAACGGUGAAAACUUGUUCCAAGAUAGGGUAGUUCAGCUACAUUUCGUGUUAUAAUUGAAUGGGAUAUGAAGUUACAAAAUAGAAUAUUGUAGACAUGUUUUUGUCAGAUGGCUAUGGAUAACUUUGAAUUCUUCAACUUCUUAAAAUUCAGCAAAAUAUGUUAAAGCUUGUUUCACUAUUUAAGACAGAAAUCUCAUUUAACUUUGAAAGCUAGAUGUGCAAUGUGUUUGUAUGAAAAUUUAAGGAAUGAUUUAUUUAUGUUUGAAGAAGGUUUCACAUAUCCUGUCUGGAAUUGCAAAUUAAAAAGGUGCUCUAGCAAAAUGUACCCUUUUAUUUAGAAUAUUGAAUAUGGAAAAAAAAGUGAAGUCUGCAUAAAUGAUAAUAUUCACCUAUGUCGAGGCAUUUUUCAGACCUUGGGCCUGUAACACAAAGCUUAGCACUCAUCAUAGAACAUGUAUUUACGAUUAAUUGCACUGAUUACAAUGUACAAUGAAUUGUGAAUAGUAAGCGUACGAUUAAUCGCAGACCUUUGUGUCUCUGACUUAACAUCCUCUCUGAGGGACCAGGGACCUUAUCUUACAGAGUUGCGAUUGAUCCAAUCAACACUAACACCCAUGUAGCCGCCCAUAAAUUUUACCAGUCUUGCCAGGCAGAAACGUUUCAAUGUACAAUGAUUCACACAUUGUUUUGUAAUCUAUCAAAAAACAGAUCCUCUGGAAUUUGGCCACUGACUUAUAUUCGAACCAUGUAUUCAUCCACAAGUUUGUAUGUAGUGUAUUUACAAAUGAUAAUAUAUUCCAUAUUUGUUUUGUGUGUAGAAAAUAUUUUGAAUUUGAUUAAAUCGAUGCCAAUUAA